Molecule: messenger RNA, 2189 nt
Organism: Lagopus leucura (white-tailed ptarmigan)
Lineage: Eukaryota; Metazoa; Chordata; Aves; Galliformes; Phasianidae
Gene: BANK1
Product: B cell scaffold protein with ankyrin repeats 1
Exons: 14
Coding region: 97-1926 (609 amino acids)
Biological process (GO): B cell activation; negative regulation of B cell activation; negative regulation of phosphatidylinositol 3-kinase/protein kinase B signal transduction
Molecular function (GO): signaling receptor binding; protein tyrosine kinase binding
Source: RefSeq, a predicted model, not a curated record
AAAUGCCUGAACCAGGAGAGCUGCUGUUUUCUGGCACACGUUCUUCAACCUCCAGAUAACGUGGUGAUUCUGCUUUGUGGGGUGGAGAAUUCAGAGAUGCUUUAUGAGCUACUAACCUUAAGUGGAAGGAGCAGAGAGAUCUUUGCUGAUCAGGAACCUGAGGACUAUCUCUCCAUUGUUACUGGAAUUAUUCAAACAGAUUGCCAGGCUACCUCUGAUGUUAACUUAUCAGAUGCCAGAGGAGCAUCAGAAAAAGCAGAUCUUGGUUUUGAAACAGAAGUACUUACUGAGACAUUAGAAACUAACCAGAACUCAGUAUUGGUGAUUCCAGCAAGAAUAUCGUGUGAGAACCCUGGUGAAAUAUUCAUUUUGUUGAAAGAUGAAAUAGAUGAUGAAACCUUAGAAAUUGAAUUCAUAGCAGAUAAUCAACGAAUUAGGACACAGCCAGCCUCUUGGAAUAAGAAGGUCAAGUACAUGAAAGCAUUAGAUCUUCCUGCUGGCCCUGUAUAUAUAAAUGUCUACUGUGAGGGUGUCAUUAAGACCACUGCACAGAUUGAAUAUUAUACUGCAGCAGAAGAGAUUGAGCGCAUCUUUCAGAAAGUAGCUGACCCGAUAGCUUUUAUUUGUCAGACUUCUAAGUUUUCAUCUAUGGAGAAGCUGGAUAAUGUUCUGACUUUGUUACUGGAAAACAAGAUAGUUAGUUGUGAAUUCAGCGCAUGCCAAGGUGAAGAGCAGCACCAUCAGCAACCUAAUAGCCAUUUGGAAGAAUUUCCCACUCUCCUUCACUGUGCAGCCAGAUUUGGAUUAAAGAACCUCACAGCAGUUCUGCUCAAGCAUCCUGAGGCCACAAGGGCUUGUAAAAUAACCAAUAUAGAUGGAGAUGUUCCAGCAAGUAUAGCUGAGAAACAUGGACACAAGAAAAUAAGAGAAUUAAUCAAAGAAUUGUCGAUUAAAACAACAGAUGAUUUCUCCAGCCAUGAGGAGGAAGAGGAAUAUGAGGAUGCUUACAUGCUUAUGGGAGGCAUGGAAGCUGAACCAGCCAUAAUUGAGCAGAACCCAGGAGAUCAACACGGAAUUGGAUCAAAAUGUCAACAAGAAGCUGAGGUGGAUAAGGAAGAAAAAGGUGGUGUAGAAGACAGUGCAGAGGAAACUGAGGAGGAAGAUUCCUACACCUUUGUCAACAGUCCUGACAAUUUGUAUGCCAGCAUACCUGACUGUGAUUAUGAAGAAAACAGCAAAGAAUGCUUUUUCUCCAAAAAACCGCCCCCACCUCCUCCUCGAAAUCUGCCUGGCACCCUGAGACAGGAUGAGCCGCAGCAAUUGUCACAAGAGAGGAAUUUUGUGGAGGAGAGAAGUGAAACAGAACAUGGACUGAACACAGCAUGCUACAGAGAAGACCAAGAUACCAGUGAGGAAGAUGAUGAAGAGGACCACCCAUAUACUUUUGUAGAAUAUGAUGAAUAUCUGUAUGAUUUGAUACUGGAUGAGGAAGAUGAGGAGAGAAGGAAAGAACGCAAAUCAUUUAUCAUGAACAGGCCGCCCGUUCCUGCCCCUCGUCCCGAGCAUUCAGGAGUCAGAAAUGAGAACACUCCGUACAUAGUACAAGUGUUUCAGCAAAAAGCCACUCAAAUGCCCAGCGACUAUGACAAGAUGUACUGCGAUGCCAGGAAGCACGCAGCAUGCAGAAAACACACUGACAUGGCUGCUGUGAAACACAACAUCCCUGCUGAAUGUGGAGAUCUUAUCCAUGUCCAGAAACAACUGAAAAAGGGGGCAGUUUAUGUGGACAAAUCCCUUGACAGAUGUAAACAGUGGCAGAAUGAAAAACAGAGACUGCAGCCCACUCCACAGGAUAAAGUGUGCCACCUUAGGGCCACCAGUACAGGGAAGAGACUAGAAAAGGAAAAUCUGAAUGUGUCCAAUUAGGACUCCAGCAGUGAAGGAAGAGAUGCCUAAUUAACAGAGGCUCUGGAUUUCUUUGGUUUGCUGGUCUCCACAAGAACAGUCUGGGCAGAGCAGCUCCAAGAGUUGUUAUUUUCUUCUUCAGCUUCAUUGCUUUAUUUCAGAUAAGUUUAGAACUUAGUAGGAAUACUGAAAAUUUCAAAAUAAGUUUCAGUUAUGAGCAGUAUUUUGCACUGCUUGAGUUAUAAAAGGGACAAAGUGUGAUUUGUUCACAACAACAAAAUGAU